CUAACAAGAAAGUCCUAUGUGACACACAAACAAAGUUUUACGCUACUUAUAUUUGUGUUUUUUUAGUAUUAAAUAAGAAACCAUGCGUGUGCUUUAGGCAGUCUAGAGAUGAACGAGCCUCGGACACUCUUAUGACUUAUCAUACAACUCCACUGCAUUUCUAAAGCUUUCCCUCCAAGCUCCAAGCAAGCAGUACUAGCUACUAGAGAAAUGCUCAACCCUAGUCUUUUGCCAACUCUCUACUACAUCUUGGCACGGAAAAUAUUUGAAAUUUACAGCUUCGUCAAACCUUUAUCAUACAAGUCUGCAAGUGUUUGUGAGUGCAGUUCAGAACCAGAAUUCUGACAGUCAGUGUUUGAGUCAAGAAUCCAGCAACCAAAGAGGGGACUGAUCGCGAAAGGACACACAAUAUGUGGUGGUUUCUUCGUAAAAUCUUCGAACUAGUCUCUGGGUUCUUGAAAUCUUCGAACGAGUCUUCGGGGAAAAGUAAUUCCGUGACAGACAAGCCACAACAUGUAAACCAACCCACAUUUUCUUCUACACCACUUCAGUCUCCAUCUAAACCACCCAGUUAUGAAAGUUCAAAUCCAUUGCCACAUACAUUUUCUUCUGGACCAUCCACAUCUUCCUCAAACCUAUCACCAUCUCCAUCAUCCCUUAAACCUCCAGUUGCUUCUGUCCUUAAUACCAGUCAACUCAGACAUGGAUCUGUCCUUAAUACCAGUCAACUCUCACGUGCAUCUGUCCUUAAUACCAGACAACUCAGAUAUGGAUCUGUCCUGAAUACCAGUCAACUCUCAGAUGCAUAUGUCCUUAAUACCAGUCAACUCUCACAAGCAUCUGUCCCUAAUACCAGACAACUCAGAUAUGGAUCUGUCCUUAAUACCAGUCAACUCUCACGUGCAUCUGUCCUUAAUACCAGUCAACUCAGACAUGCAUCUGUCCUUAAUACCACUCAACUCUCAUCAGCUUCUUCUUCUCCAACUUCCAAAAGGCCACCUCAAUCUUCACUUUCAGUGGUCCCAAAUUCAUCUACCUUGGGGCCUCGUCAGACUUCCACUAAGCAGCCUCCAGCUUUUAAGCCAAUUCUGCAUCCAGCUCCCAAUAAUGUAACAAAUGAAGAAGGGAAGAUGAGUUAUAUGUAUGAAAAGGGUACACCCUUAUAUGCUAUUCCUGAGGAUAUCAAAGGUCAGAUCAAGAGAGACAUUGUGCCUCAAGUUCUGAAACAGCCUUUAUCUCCUUCAACUUAUAAGGCUUUUUUUGCUGCUCUGUUAUAUGCUGAGGAUUACUACUUGGAGAAAUGGACUGAUUUCCUAUUGGAGAAAGUGACUUUGAAGUUGGAGAAAGCAACAGUUUAUAAGGAAAAAAACGAGCAUAAAUAUUCUGAUGGAAGUGAUGAGAAGGAUGAUAAAAUCUUUGUAGCAUUUGAGAUUGAUUCUGUUCCUCAGAGGCGGCCAUUCCUUUUAUCAAGGGACAUGGUUUAUGCUAAACCUUCGGAUAAAGAGGUUGAGGCCUUUCAGGGUUUUAUCUAUCGUGUGGUGAAAAGCAAUUGCAUGUUAGUUGAAUUUGGAGACGAUUUUCAUUCACAGCAUCAUCCAAAUCGCAAAUAUGACAUCAGCUUCUCAUUCAACAGAGUUUGUCUAAAAAGGGCUCAUCAAGCAAUUGAAGCUGCAUUAGGUCCUUCAUCACACAACUUCCUUUUUCCUGAAUGUGUCUCUAGGAAGAACAAUGUUAACCCACCUCUGUUUGAUGCCUAUCAUGAACUUAAUAUAGUUCGUCGGAUUCUAAGCUAUCCGGGUUCACCACCUUAUCUUCUUGUGGGCCCGCUCAUUGGCACUGAUGUGGAAAGGUAUGUACCUGAACUAAAAGCAUCAGCAAGAACAGGGGUGGUUGUUUGUGAAGCUGUAAUUGAAAUAUAUAAAACCUCUGAAGAGAAUCGGGUUCUUAUAUGUGCACCUAUAAACCACACAUGCGAUGCGCUAAUGACAAGGUUGAUGGAGGUGAUUCCAGAGUCAGAUAUGUUUAGAGCCAAUGCUGCAUUUCGAGAGAUGGAUGGAGUACCCAGUGACAUUCUGCGCUCAUGUCCUGUAAAAGAUGAAUGUUUUGAAUGUCCCCCACUCCCAAUACUUCAGGAAUUCAAGAUAAUUUUGUCAACUUAUGUGAGUAGCUUUCGACUAUACAAUGAAGGCAUAGCUGCUGGACAUUUUAGUCAUAUUUUUCUAGUGGAUGCCUCAUCAACCACAGAGCCGGAGGCUACGAUAGCUUUGGCUAAUUUUGCUAAUGAGAAUACAUCUGUUAUUGUUACUGGUGCACCCAGAGACCAUUCAGGUUGGGACCGUUGGGUCCGCUCUAACAUGGCUAGGAAUUAUGGAUUGAGGAAGUCAUAUUUUGAAAGACUUCGUGAACGGGAGCCAUAUAAAAACCUUAAUCCAAUGUUCAUCACAGAGCUGGUUGACUGUGAGCAACAGUCAGAUGGCAGCCAUAGCUCCAUGUCAUUUUAUUGAAUUUCAUGUUUCAAACUGUUCUUUUAUGAACAGCAAAUGUUGCCACCUUAGUAUCUACAUAAGGUUUUGUUUGUUUGUUUGUUUGUUGGUUUUUUUUUCUUCUCUGCUUUGUCAUCUGAGUUAUGUGUGUAUAUAAUUGCAAAGACCUGUGUAAAAUUUUACUUCUAUUUCCUUCUCUCUUUCUAUCUAUUGUAAUGGUUCUUUGCAGUUUAUGAUUAGUCUUACCUCUUGAUUCUGGAGCAGAGA
Molecule: messenger RNA, 2750 nt
Organism: Quercus robur (English oak)
Lineage: Eukaryota; Viridiplantae; Streptophyta; Magnoliopsida; Fagales; Fagaceae
Product: probable RNA helicase SDE3
Exons: 4
Coding region: 411-2504 (697 amino acids)
Source: RefSeq, a predicted model, not a curated record